Rotaria sp. Silwood2 is the source of this 2254-nucleotide messenger RNA. NCBI's taxonomy places the organism in Eukaryota, Metazoa, Rotifera, Eurotatoria, Philodinida, Philodinidae. The record is from the annotation of a GenBank genome assembly.
AUGNAGGUUGAAGAUUUUAUCGAUACAUCAAGUACAACACCAAUGAGUUCAGUACCAGUUCAAUUUUUAAUUUAUGUUCAAUCACAACCAGCUUGUUCACUAGAACCUCUAAUUAUUCCUCUAGAUCGUUGUCUAGAAGUACAAGUUGGUGUCUCAAUCAGCUUUAAUCUAUCUGCAAUAAAUUUAUGUACUCCAAGUGUGGCUACACUUACUGAUAUCGUUGUUUUAAGUGGAAUUACUGGUAUGACUCAUAGUAAUCUUACACAUUCAUCAACAAAUUCAUCGAUCUACUAUAUGAAGUUCACUUGGACACCACAGGCAAAUCAAAUUGGAUCGCAGCAAUUAUGUACCGUAGCAUACACAAGUGAAAGCUUACAAUCUGACCAGUAUUGUGUUGCAUUUACUGUAAAAAAUUCAUCUAAUAUUUGUGUAACAACUACAACUUCUACUUCAACUACUACCUCUACUACAACUACACCCACAACAACUACUUCUAUAACGACCUCUUCCACAACGACCUCUUCCACAACGACCACUUCCUCUAUAACCACAUCCACAACAACGACGUCCACAAAAACCACUUCCACAGCGACCACUUCUACAACGACCACGUCCAGCACAACCACUUCCACAACGACAUCAUCAACAACUACAACUACAACGGUAACCAGCAGUACAACAACAACAACUACAACGGUAACCAGCAGUACAACAACAACAACUACAACGGUAACCAGCAGUACAACAACAACAACUACUACGACGUCGACCGCUACGUCGAGCUCACAACUAUUCACCGAUCAAUCGCUCAAUCAUCUUCUUCUGGUGCUUGGAUUAGGUUUAGGCCUUGGCCUUCCACUACUGCUCGUUCUAAGUAUAUUGUCUACUUGUCUUUGUUGUCGAUGUUGUCCAGGACUUUUCUGGUACGUAGAUAUAUGUUAUACAUGUUUGUGUGUGUAUUGAAUUCAUUUCGUUUUCUUAGGAGAAAAUGGCGUCACAGGAUUUGGGGAGACGAGCAUGCCUACUGCGAAGUAUGCGGAAGACAAUGUAAUGGUCACUCAUACAAUAACAAUAGUAAAAUGUUUGAUGACGAUCCAGGGAAUUAUCGACAGCAAUACAUCAAUGAUACUUCGCCGACACCAACGACAGAUUCAUUCUAUGAACAUUCAUCUCUCUCUCGUUCAUUUUCGCCUUUUGAUGUUCCAUCGCAGACCACUACAUGGACUAGGUUCAUGUCAUCAUCCUCAGUUAAUGUGAUGCCAGGCGAAGACAUUCCAACACAAGCGGUUCGCUCUGCGCAACUACAUUUGCUUGAACCUGGUGGAUCAAUACUUGUGCGUGCUUAUGUGGCACAGGAACAAACAAAAGACAACUUUUCUGACUGAUUUACAUUUUUGAUACAGUACUGCGUUGAUCUGAUCUUGCCUAAUCAUAAUUCUAUGCCACAAAAUUGUAAAUAUAGAUACCUUUUAUUCAUAAACAUACAUGGAACUAUUUGUGCGUUUGCUAUCAAACAUUAUUUGCAAAAAAAAACGAAUUUUCUCAUAGAAUACAGAAGGACAUGGUGUGAAUGUCACUGUAGCUAUAGUUUGAGUAUGGAUUUAGUUGGUUUGUGCAGGUGUGGGAGCGGGAAGGGGACGGGAGGGAAGAGAUGUGUGGGCAUGAACCUUGAAAAAGAAUCAAUAAGUUGCAGAAAUCUGAAAAAAAAUCAAUCAUCAAGGGAAAGAAGCCUUCUAAAUUUCCUUUUUCUUCAUUCAUACUAGUGAUAUCUUCUAAUGUAUCGAAAUCUAACGAAGUCAAACUACAAAAAAAAUAACCGAUUAUAUAUCAAAAUCUUACUACUUAACUUGAUUAUACUUUGAAAAUUUUCAUAUCACUUCUUCAAUUCUUAGAAAAAAUUGAGCAACGAACUUAUUUUUGUACUCUAACGUAUUAUUAGUUUAACUUAUAAAAUGUUGGUAUCAUUAAUUUCUGAGAUUUUUUGAAAUAUUUUGUGCAAAUAAUAAUGUCAGUAUCGCAUUAUUGACUGAUUUUUAUUGUAAUAGUUGCCUUUAACUACAGUUGACACAAAGGACUUUCUGUUAUCUUGUUGAGAAAGAAACGGGAUCCGGACAUUUGGUCGCCGGACAGUUGCGCACGGACAGUUGGUCGUAUAGUGUAAAUAAGAGGAAUAUGAGUAUAAUAACCACACAACACUAAUACAAUGAAUUGAUCUCGUGUGGAAGAAUAAUCAUCAUGAUUGAGUAAUUGAUGU